AGGCAGGCGGAAGUGGGUGGAGCUCCGGCUGGCUGGGAAAUGUCAGCCGAUUGACUGGGAGCAGGUUUUCCUUUUCCCGGAGCUCACGGGCCUUCGGGUGAUCACCGCCACGGUCGCCCGGGACUGAAGGAUCCGUGACCCCGGCAGGCUGCGGCGGACGCGAAGCUUCUGAGUCCCUUCCAGACGCUGUCUGGCGAGGUCCGACGAUAUGGUCCAGAACUACCCAUGAGUCAGUUUGGCUGGAGCUCGUGAGCAUUCAAUAAUGAGUGGUGCGGCUUUAGGACUUGAGAUUGUUUUUGUCUUUUUUCUGGCAUUGUUCCUCCUGCAUCGCUAUGGAGACUUUAAGAAACAGCACAGACUGGUAAUCAUCGGCACACUGCUUGCUUGGUAUCUCUGCUUUCUCAUUGUCUUCAUACUGCCGCUGGAUGUCAGUACGACAAUAUAUAACCGAUGCAGGCAUGCUGCUGCAAAUUCCAGCCCUCCUGAAAAUACCAACGUUACGGGACUGGAUGCAUCUGUCACUCCAGCUCCAAGACAGCAUCCAUGUUUCAAGCCGUGGAGUUACAUUCCAGAUGGAAUCAUGCCAAUUUUCUGGAGGGUAGUUUAUUGGACAUCACAGUUUUUGACGUGGAUCCUGUUACCUUUUAUGCAGUCAUAUGCAAGAUCUGGAGGUUUCUCCAUCACCGGCAAGAUCAAAACAGCCCUGAUUGAGAAUGCCAUCUAUUACGGCACUUACUUGCUGAUAUUUGGAGCAUUUCUGAUUUACGUAGCUGUAAACCCACGUUUGCAUUUAGAAUGGAACCAACUUCAGACGAUUGGGAUAGCUGCUGCCAACACAUGGGGUCUGUUUCUCCUUGUGUUAUUAUUGGGGUAUGGAUUGGUGGAAAUUCCUCGGUCAUACUGGAAUGGAGCCAAAAGGGGUUAUCUUCUUAUGAAGACUUACUUUAAGGCAGCCAAACUGAUGACAGAGAAGGCAGAUGCAGAAGAGAAUUUGGAGGAUGUAAUGGAGGAGGUUCGUAAAGUAAAUGAGAGCAUCAAGUACAACCACCCACUGAGGAAGUGUGUAGACACAAUACUUAAAAAGUGCCCUACAGAUUAUCAGGAAAAGAUGGGUAGGAAUAUGGAUGACUAUGAAGAUUUUGACGAAAAGCGCAAUACCUACCCAAGUGAAAAAAGUUUGGUAAAAUUGCAUAAACAGGUGAUUUAUUCAGUUCAAAGGCACCGUCGGACUCAAGUGCAAUGGCAGAUUCUUUUGGAACAGGCAUUCUAUCUAGAAGAUGUAGCAAAAAAUGAAACUAGCGCAACUCACCAGUUUGUUCACACCUUUCAGUCACCUGAGCCAGAAAAUCGAUUUAUCCAAUAUUUUUAUAAUCCUACUGUUGAGUGGUACUGGGAAUGCCUUUUGCGUCCAUGGUUUCACAGGACCCUUGCUGUGGUUUUGUCUAUCUUCUCUGUGAUUGUUGUGUGGUCAGAGUGUACCUUCUUUAGCACAACUCCUGUCUUAUCCCUUUUUGCAGUAUUCAUACAGCUGGCAGAAAGAACAUACAAUUACAUUUAUAUUGAGAUUGCUUGCUUCCUUUCCAUCUUCUUCUUAAGCAUCUGUGUUUACUCUACUGUGUUCAGGAUCCGCGUGUUUAACUACUACUACCUGGCCUCACACCAUCAGACCGAUGCUUAUAGCCUUCUGUUCAGUGGCAUGUUAUUUUGCCGUUUGACUCCUCCUUUAUGUCUUAACUUCUUGGGAUUGACCCAUAUGGAUUCAUCCAUCUCCCACCAGAAUACCCAGCCAACUGCAUAUACAUCUAUCAUGGGUUCCAUGAAAGUUUUAUCCUUUAUUGCAGAUGGAUUCUAUAUAUAUUAUCCUAUGUUGGUAGUAAUUCUCUGCAUCGCUACGUAUUUUAGUUUGGGCACCCGUUGUUUGAAUCUGCUUGGUUUCCAGCAGUUCAUGGGAGAUAAUGAUAUGACAUCAGAUCUAGUUGAUGAAGGAAAAGAAUUAAUCAGACGAGAGAAAAGAAAAAGGCAAAGACAAGAGGAAGGUGAAAAUAGAAGAAGAGAGUGGAAAGAACGUUAUGGACACAACAGAGAGGAUUCCACUCGGAACAGAAACGUCCAUCCUGACCCCAAAGAGUCAAAUUUCUCAGACACGACUACCAACUGGUCAUCCAAAUACACCAGGGCUAAUAACAGGACUGAAAGAGACCGAAUAGAACUUCUCCAGGAUGCUGAGCCUCUGGAUUUUAAUGCAGAAACGUUUACGGAUGAAUCUCUGGAACCUGAGUCAGGAAGGUAUCAACCUGGUGGGCGAUAUCUCUCCAUGUCUUCCAGUAUAAUAUUUGAAGAUAUCUAAAGUCUGAAGUAAUUCUUGGAUCAAGUAACCAAGGUCAACACAUGAGCUCAGCCUUUAUGAACAUCUUUGUGCCCUGUAUUUCCUCUGUUCUCUCUGUAAACGGUGUGAGGAUAACAAAAACAGCAUUGAAAACCGAUCAUAUCUUAACAAUAUUAGGCUAUAGUUUGUUGAAUAGAGCAUCCUCUUUUCUGAUAGGCUUUAUUGGGUACCAUCUGAAGCAUCUGCCUUAGAAGUGUAGUUAAGUGGAAGGAUUCAACUCAUGAUAAACAUAGAGCUAACUUGGUUUCAUGCUAAUUUUUUAGGAAAGUUAUUUUAAAGUUCAAUGAAGCCAUAAGUCACACUAAAUUCUACAAUUUUAUAACUGUAAUUUAAAUUUUUACUAUUUCUUUAAAAAUGUUCAACCUACAUUUUCCAAAGAACUGAAAGUGAACUGAGACCUCAAAUAAUUACUGUAUUCACUAAACUCAUGUCUUAAAACAAGGUUUAUGAUUCAGACAUAACUGAAUGUAAACAGCUCUUCUUCAGAUUUGUAUACACUUACGUGGGAUUGAUUGUGCAUGUACAAUUAAGAUGAUUCUUCAAUUGAUAGUGUUAGUGUCCUGAGCAUGUGUAUUCUAAUUGGGUGAUGUAUUAUUCUUCUCCGUCUUUGUAGUAACUGGAUCUUUUUAUGGUUUUGACAUUAUUGCUUUGUAAAAGAUUUUCAUUUCAGAGAAAAAUAUUCAUCUUUAACAUUUAGAAUAUUGACUUAAUGCUAAUCAUUCCAUCCAAGAAAAAUCCUAAGUAUUAAUGAUGAAUAGAUUUGUUUGUUUUAUAGCCAAAGAGUUCCCCAGAUUCUCUAAUAUUUAAAUUUUUUUUAAGAUUUAUUUUAUUUACAUAAGUACACAGUAGCUGUUUCCAGACACACCAGAAGAGGACAUCAGACCCCUUUACAGAUGGAUGUGAGCCACCAUGUGGUUGCUGGGAAUUGAACUCAGGACCUUUGGAAGAGCAGUCAAUGCUUUUAACCUCUGAGCUCUCUCUCCAGCCCCAAUUCUCUAAUAUUUAAAAGAUGCCUGUUUAUGCUCCUUGUAAAGAAAACAUCUGGCUGUUCAGCUAUUGAAUGGUAAAAAUAAAAAUAAUCCAUUUAUGAGUAUUGCUAACACUUAAAUUAUAGCAUAGAAAAAAACCCAGAAAAAUGUAUUUGAAUGAAAUAUGUAGUAAUAACUUGUUUGUUAAACAUGCUUAUUAUUUUAGAUUGGUUGUUUCAACCUUUGCAUUUAAGCCAAAGUUGGGUAUUAUGUUUUAAAGAGCCAGUGUUUUAUUCCCAAAUGAACAUGGCUUAGCAUGUGUUAGCAGGGAUUGUUCUAUUUGUGUUUCUCACAGAAUACGUUCUACAUGGGGUGGUCAGACUUGAACUUGUCCAGGGCAGUUUCUCACCUGUUCCCCUGCAGUUAUUACAAGUGCUCAAGUGUUACUCUGUCAUAUGUCGAGGACAUAGUUCUAUGUAGGUACUGAAAGGAAGUAUUCAUUUCUCAUUAUCUUUUUUUUUAAAUGGUUGCAUUUUUUAUGACCUUCCAUAUAGAUUCCCCCUUUAAAUCAUUAUCAAUAGAUAGAUUUACUCUGAAUUGAAGGUUGCAUAGCCCGCUUGAUCCUAGGACACAUUUGCAUAUAACCUUUUACUGUGAAUGCAGUCAGAGAGCAGUUGACCAGAACAGUGAUAAUGGAAUGCUGCUUAUAAUUUCAUGAUUGGUUUCUGGAAUAACUUAGGCAGAUCACGGAACCUUUCAGUGCCUCAGUUUCUUCAUUUUCAGAAUGAAGGACGUAUUUACUACUUUCCUACUGAUCUACCUCUCUAACCUGUUGUGAGGGAGUUAAAGUGAUGAUCAUGUGCUGGGGUUAAGAAAGAGGAAGCAAGUUGUCUGCUGUGCUGUGCCCUUGUGCCCUUGCUUUCCGUCCCUCCCCUCCUCCCUCCUCACUCCUCCCUCCCUCCUUCCCUCCCUCCCUCCCCUAGUACUUUGAAGGGACACGGAUGGUUAUCACAGAAAGGGUCUUUGAGAACGUUGAAGUCCCUAAAGCAAAAUGAACUAGUUUGUCUGAAGGUGAAAUAGUGACUCGCCAUUUGUUCUGUGGAUUUAUUUUGAAAUAUUUUUCUUAAAUAUGUUUUUGGGUUUUUUUCCCCUUAAUACUCAGAUGCUACUGUCAGAGUAGAAGGAUAAAAAGAGGACUGUCCCGUUUUACUUCUAACUUUUAUAAUGCUCUGAGACAGAAUGAUAGGAAUAUGCAAAGGGGUUCAGGCCCUUCCCCUUAGGGUGACACUAGCAGAAGUGUACACUGUGUGCAGAUGCCUCACAAAGACUGCAGCUCUCUGUAGGUUUGAGUUCUUUCCACAGUGAGUUUGUGAUGUUUCAAUGAUCCAGAGUGUUCAAAAUUUUAAAGAGUUUUUCUUACAGGGUUUUGUCCCCAACCAUAUAGAAAAGUUACUUUGCUGCGUAAACUUGAGUUUAGAAGGCAGUGGUUUCAAGCUGAAAGCAUUGACUUUAUUGCUGAGGAAUUAAGUUAAUAUUUAUUAAGCUGCUCUGUAUAAAGCAUUGAUAGUGUGUACAGUAUUUUUUCAGACACGUAUUAACAUAUAAUGACACAGUCACAAAAAUAUUACUACAGAAUUCACAUGCUUUAUGUACAAAGUGGCUUCCUUAAAGAAUUAUUUCUGGUACUCUUUUUCUUACAUGUUAACAAACAUCAUAGAAUUAUGUAAAAUUUUGAUUUUUUUGAGACAAAGUUUCAUGUAGCCCAGGCUGGCCUCAGACUCUGUAUGUAGCUGAGGAUGGCCCUGAAGUCCUGAUCCCCCUCCACCUCCCAAGUGCUGCAACCAUAGAAAUGCGCCACAGCACCAUGAUCAAUAUUUUUAAAUAAUUAUUAAUUAAGAAUAUUUAACAAGCUAAUAACUCUAUUAUAGAAAAAAGUCUAUAAAUUUCAAGAAUCAGUUAUAUGUGUUGUUAAUUUACUUUUUAAAAUUAUAUAACCCUUUUGUUAAUAGCACAUUUUUGUAAAAGAAUUUUAAGAAGAAUUAAAAUAUAAAUAUAAUUAUAAAUAUUUGCUAUUGGACCACAUACAAGAGUUUUAGGAUAGUUUCAUCUCACAGAGGAUCUCAUCUCACAAAAGUGUUAAGAGUUAAAUCAAAGCAUGAAAAUCCCCAUCAUAAAAACCCAUCAGAUCCAACAGUCCACAGUGUCCAAAAAGGAAAGGUUGCUGGUUGAUAUGUAUCUGGCCUUUACAAUUUCAAUUGUCCAAUGUAACAUGUAAGCAUAAAAUAUGUUCAAAUCGAGUGUGGGUAGGAACGUCACUGUGUGUUUUUAAAGUAUAUUUUAGCAUGCUAAUGGACAAAUUUCAUUUAUGUUUAUUUACAGACCUCAUUUUAUUCCUUUAAUAGGUUUAAGGAAUUUUUUCAAUAGUAUAUCGAUUACCAUAUUACAGGGAAAAUAAAACCUUUAGCUACAUUUCAGGCUGUAAAGUAAAAUUUAUACUUAAAAUUUGAAUGGGCCAUGCCUGAAAAAUUACAAGGAUGAUAGUACAUUUGUACAAAGAGACAAAACAUGUCCCUAAGGAAUUAUACACACUUGCAUUUCAAAGUGCAGUGGACUGUACAGUACUGGACGUUAAAAGCUGAGAGGUAAAUGCGUGUAGGAUUUGUCUUUCUCUGUGCCUCCCUCCCUCCCACCUCCCUCCCACCACCCUCCCACCUCCCUUUACAACAUGGCUUUCAUGUGCUGAUAGGCUUUUCUCUUUUGUUUAUGUACACAGUUGAUAAUGAGCAGUACACUCAAGGAACUACUUUACUUCAAAUCCCACUCAGUGAAAUCGCAGUCUUGUACCUGAAGUAGUAAAACACAUUUUGCUAGACUAGUGAACAAUGUCUGAAUAGAAGCACAGUGCAUACUAGCUCAGUGCGUUUUCUUUGAUGUUACUAAAGAGGACACUGCAGUAAAAAUGUUUUCACUGUAAAGUUUUGUAUAAAAUGAUUUUUAAAAACUCAACAUUAAGAAUGUGAGAUAUUUCAUCAUAAAAAGGAAUUCAUAAAAGUGCACAUGUUAAAAGUGGAAUAGAUUAAGGGUUACACACCAGGCUGUGGCACAUGCCUUUAAUCCCAGCCCUUGGGAGGCAAGAGGCAGGUGGAUUUCUGAGUUUGAGGCCAGCCUUGUCUACAGAGUGAGUUUGAGGACAGCCAGGGCUACACAGAGAAACCCUGUCUCAAACAAAACAAAACAAAACAAAACAAAACAACAACAAAAUUAAGGGUUGCAAGAAGAGUGAAAUUUGAUUUCUUUUUGGAUAGUACUUCCAAAUCAGUGGCUUUUGUUGCUAGAGACUUGGAAGCCCAGGCAGGUUUGGCACCAUUUCUGGGUCUCAGCCCUGUGAGCCAUCCUCCUGCCCUCCUUUCUCCUGCCAAGGGAUCAUGCUCUCACCUCCAUUUCCUUCCAUAUUAGCCACUGUAACAAUAACAAAGUUCCAUUCUCAAAUGAUUUCUGGGUGGAGAUCAGGUGAGGUCUUGCUAUAAUUUAAAAGGUUCUUAAUAAAGUAAGACUGUGUAAUUCUGCUACUAUCUUAAAAGAUGUUUUUGCUUCUUCCUAGAAAACCCUUCCUUUUAUGAUUAUAUUGGUAACUUGUAAAAGAAUUUUGUUGUGUUUGAUGCAAAAGAAUAUUGGGAGUGGCUGACUGUGGCAGACAUGUAAGGCAAAUCCACAGCCUAUUAAAGUGCACAGCAUUUGCAUUUGGUAUUAUGGCAUAAAUCUCUAUCUUUAUUGAAAGAAUACUGGCUAAUAUCUUCCCUGUUAGGCAUGCCAAGUUGUAGGGGAGAGAUUGUGUUAUUUAUUUAUUUUUUUUUAAACAAUCCAAUGGAUUUGUUUUUGUCUGUAUUUUGAGAACAACUUGAAGGAUUUUUUUUUCAUUUUAGAAGAUAGAGUAUGUAUACCUGCCUUUUAAGUUACUAUAACCUAAUAUAUAUAAAUUAUAACAUUGAAAAGUGCAAAAAGCUCUAAUUAUUGAUGUUAUUUCCCUGGUAUUUAAUUUUUAUAAAUGGUUUUGUAAGUAAAUAAUUGUAGUAUUGCUUUGAGUAGUUUAAAGUCAUCCUUAAAUAAGUUCUGACUCAACAUACUGCCUUAGUACAAUAUUCUAAAGUGAAGUACUCUGAUGUGAAUUUGAAACAUGCCUGCAUUUUCUAAGUUUCUUCAUAUGUAUAUGUACAUACACCAGUACCCAAGAAAAGCAUACCAGAAGCCUGAUUUCCACAUUGCAUUGAUAAGGAGCUUGGUCUUUUGCCUUCAUAUAAUUCAGUUGCCUGGGUGAAAUAGAACAUAAAUCUCUUCAAAUGUCUGUCCAUUCACAGUUUUCAAAAUGGUAACUUUUCAUCUGGGGAAGCAUGAUGCCAAGUUUAUCUGUAAUCAGCUCUAUUACUGGAUGUAUAACAACAGACAUUUUCCUACCUGGUCAGUAGGUUGUAGAUUUAACUGUUGUUGCUUUUUUCCCCCCAGUAGAUUUUCACUACAUUUUCAAAUCUAUAUUUGGAAAAACCUGCAAAGUGCUAUGAGUAAGUUAGCUAGCAUCUUUGGCCUUAUCUAUGCAUAACGUUUCUUAGCUUAAUUUUGACAAGCUCACUGACAGGUAAUUCCUUUGUAGUGUUGUAACUUACUGUGACGUAAUGAUUUUUUUUUAAUGUUUAUAUGAUUCAUUAUUAAAAUAUAGGAUAUUGUAUAGCUUUGCAUGAAAUAAAUGACAUCUCUAUGAA
This is a messenger RNA of Mus musculus (house mouse), 8108 nucleotides long. It is a transcript of the gene Lmbrd2, whose product is annotated as LMBR1 domain containing 2. Gene Ontology annotation, biological process: adrenergic receptor signaling pathway. The coding region runs from base 263 to 2347 and encodes 694 amino acids. Lineage: Eukaryota; Metazoa; Chordata; Mammalia; Rodentia; Muridae. The transcript is spliced from 18 exons. The record is from RefSeq and is marked validated. Gene Ontology annotation, cellular component: plasma membrane.